Paramecium pentaurelia is the source of this 887-nucleotide messenger RNA. The record is from the annotation of a GenBank genome assembly. Lineage: Eukaryota; Ciliophora; Oligohymenophorea; Peniculida; Parameciidae.
UAAUGAAUAAUGAUAAAAAAAAUGAUAAAAAACCUGUUAAACCAGUUGAGAAGAGUUCUACAACUAAUAAUUAAUAAAUAUAAAGUAAACUCUUAGGAACAAAUGUUAAUGAAAUAAAUAUUGAAAAACUUCGUGAUCUAAAAUAAACUUAGAAUUUCAAUUUACAAGGAAAACUUACAUCAUGUAUUAUAUAUAUGUUAAUUUAUUUAGAAAUUGUUAAAACUGUAUCUAAUAAAUUUGGUCUCGAUAUUGUAUUUGUUUUGGAUCUAAGUAAUUAAAAAAUUGGCAAUAUUGAAUGUUUAACAGAAUGCAUUCAUUUAGUUUAAUUGAACCUUUAAAAUAAUUCAAUUAGGUAAUAUAUAUCUUUUAUAUUUCCAAGUGAUAUUUCUCCAUUGAAGGUUAUGAAAGAUUUAGCAUUUUUGAAUAUUUCUAAUAAUCAAAUUACACAAUUAGAUUUAGGUGAAUUAUCAUCACUUUAAAAUUUAUAAGCUAAAGGCAAUUUUAUUAAGAGUGUUAAAUCAAUAGAAUAUUUAGAUCGCAUUAGAGUACUUAGAACACUUUAUUUAUAAUGUCCAUCUGGUGAUCAAAAAAAUCCUAUUUGUGAUCUUAAUAAUUAUAGGAAUGUUAUAUUCAAUACAAUUAAAGCACUUUAAAGACUUGAUGGUUAUACUAGAGAAUAAGAAUAUAAUACAGGAUAGGAAUUGUAAAAAGAAUAGGUAUAAAUUAAAAUUGAGAUUCCAAAUACUGGUCCAUGGUAUGUUUAAUAAUUUCCAAAAGUUGAUAAUCCUUCAUCAGUUUAAUUAGAUGAUAAAGGAGUUAAAUAAUCAAUAGAUGAAACAAAAAAGUUAAUUAGUAAUAUUGAAAUGAAAUUGGCUUUAUUAAAUUGA